This is a messenger RNA of Tetrahymena thermophila SB210, 2178 nucleotides long. RefSeq names its product transmembrane protein, putative. The transcript is spliced from 11 exons. NCBI's taxonomy places the organism in Eukaryota, Ciliophora, Oligohymenophorea, Hymenostomatida, Tetrahymenidae. The record is from RefSeq and is a predicted model, not a curated record.
AUGAAUAUAUUUUUAACUACAAUAUCUUAUAUUUUAUUAAGCAUAUAAUUCUUGCAUAAUUGCUAUGCAUAGCAUUACACAAGUAUCUGGAAUAACAAUGUUACUAUUUAAGAUGCUUGUAUCGACGGAUAAAAGAGCACUAUUUUACUUUAAUAAAUAGAAAGUUGUCCCUUUUAAAAAAAUUAUCUUAUUAGUUUUGGUAAAAUUUGUGUUAAAUUAGCUGAAAUAUGCUUGCAAAAUGUUAAGAUAAAGCAAAUUAAUAUAAUAAAUAAGAGCUUUUUAAACAUAAGUAAUUUAUAUAGUUAUAAUGACUCAUUUUCUAAUUCUACUUAAGGUUUAAUUGCACAUUCAUUCUUAACAGGAUUUUCUUAAGAGAACAGUUCUCCAUUUUAUAUAAACACACUUCCAAUAGCAAAUUCUUCUAACUCAUUUAAUUUUACUUUUCUAUUUUCAUAAUUGCCUAUGGAAUUAGAUAUAAAUUAUAUAAGCUACCCACGCGAAUAAUACUAACCUAAACCAGACCUAUAUUAUAGAAUAUUCUCUCAACUUAAAACCUAUUUUGUUACUUCUCAGGCUAAUUAUUCUUAAUUCAACUAAAAAAUUAAUAAUAUAGAAUACACUUGUUGGAUUUACAAAAAUUUUACACUGGGAACUGAUUUAAAUAACACAUUGUAUGGGAUUUCAGGCAUUUAAACUGAUAAUGAUAAGCAGAUUAGUUUUAACGAUGCUUGUAUUUCUCAAUGUCCUGAUGGAUAUUUCAAAGCUUAAGAUUCAAUUAGGAAUAUUUUUAUAUGUUCUCCUUGCGAUUCAUCUUGCAACAUCUGCGUUGGACCGUCAUAAACCUAAUGUUGUACUUCUACUUAAUAAUUUCUUUAUAAUAACCUAUGUUAAACAGAAUUCCCAUUAUAAACUAAUUGCUAAUAUGUAAAUGACAACCUUUACAAUUGUUAAAAAUGUAAAUCUACAUGCAAAAACUACUGCGAUGCUAAUGGAUAAUGUCUAAGCUCCUGCCAAAUAAAAAAUUCCCAAUUAAUUUGCACAUGUGAAAAUUCAUCUUACUAUUACAAUAUUCUGCAAAGAAUAUGUAUUCUUCGUCCCUAAUAAAAAAACUGUUAGUCUGUAAGUUAAAAUAGUCCCGAAUGCGUAGUCUGCGAUUAAGGUUAUUUUCUGCACCAAGGAAUCUGCACUUUUUGCGCCAAUGGUAAGUACGCAAAUUCAGAUAAUCAAUGUCUCUAAACUUGCCCUAAAUAUUGUAUCAUAUGUCGAAAUAGUACAACAUGCUAAUAAUACGAUGAAACAGUACCAUGUCAUAUAAACUGCUCUACUUGUUCUAAGCCUGGAUCUUAGAAUUCAUGCACUUCUUGCAAAUCAAAAACUCGAUAACUAAAUAAUUAAACAAAUACAUGCGACUGUAUUGAAGGAUACUAAGAAUCAGAAAAAUAAGAUUGUGAACUAAUUCCAAGUCCAAUUAGCAAUAAUAUUGCGAAUUUCUUAAUAAAAUACUUGCAAGCAUCUAUAGGCAUUUAACUACCUCUGAUUUUGAUGCCAAUUUAAUCAUUCUUAAGCUAUUCAGUACUUCUUCAACAAUAAAUUGGAAUUCUAAGCCUUAAAUAAAUAGUAGUAGCUGGUAGGUUUCUAACCACAUUUGGAAUAUUUAUGAUAAUAUCUUACUUCUUUUCUCUUAGUAAUUAAGAUCAGAGUUCUUCAAAAAUAUUUGUUAAAAGUCAAAACUAAAACUUUAUAUUUGGUUUUCUCUAGAAGUAAGAAAAAUAUGUGCAACAAUUCUUAAUAUUUGUCAUAGUAUAGAUUUACUUCAAAAUUUUCGAGUAAAAAAUUAAGAGAGCUUAUGUAAUACUAUCAGAAAUAUUAUUCAUGAUGAUGCUUACAAUUACAGUAGCAUUUUUAAAUAAAUAAUAAACAUAAGAAUAAUAUUUUAAUAACUUAAUCUAUGCUCAACUAACAUUAGAAGUCACCUCAUAGAAUUAAAACACAAGCUUAACCAUGAAUUUUCCUAAAGAAAUUGAAUUUUCUGACAUAGAAUAAAUAUUGAAAACUGGCCAAUAGUUUCAUAACUCUUUGUAAUGGUAAAGGAAAGAAAUUGAAGCUGAAUAAGAAGGUAGUUGCUUGCUUUCUGAAAUUGGAGAUUGUACGCUUAAAGAUAAAUACAAAUAAUAAUGA